UAGGCCAAUCAUAUCAUUUACUUAAAAUUAAUUGUUAAACUGUGAACGUCAAUUAAUGAAUAAUGUGAGCUACAUCUUUUUAUUGUUGACCAGUGUCAUAAACAACAAUCAAUUGUAAUAUCUACCAUGAUCCAAAUUGUGUUUUAUUACAUCAGAAAUAAUGUCUAAUCUCAACACUAUUACUAAUGAUAUACUUCGUAUUUCUGAUUACAAUCCUUUAAUUACAUAUGCUGGUGACAAGGAACUAUUUGAAAGUUUAAAAGUAGUAUUCAGUCAAUCGUUAGGGCAAGAGCCAAUAGAAUGGAGAAGACAGUAUGGUAGACCUAUGAAAAUGGUUACAUUAACUACAGAUUUUGUUCCAUUUAAUAAAGAUGCAGUUGCUGAACAGAUCAGCAGCCGAAAUCUUGUAGGUCGUCCAAUAAUGCACACAUUUUGGACUCAGUGUUUAGAUAUGGAAAUCUAUAAAUCAUCACUCAGGGAUGAAAUUGAUCAGUGGAUGUGUGAAAUGAAUAAACACAACAUAAUAGACUGGGUAAUUAUUGUAGUUGAAACUUAUGAUUUGAGAAAACACAACAAAUUAUUAUCUCGAACAACUGUUUUUGAUAAAAUUAAAAGUGAUUUUGCGGAAAAAAAAGCAGAUCGUUGUUUGUCUGUUAUAAAUCCACCAAAAUCUGAAUUACGUUGUGGUAGUAGUGCAUGGCGAGCAUUAAUAACUAAUGUACGUCUGUUAACAUUAACUGCAUUUGAUAGACUUUUUUUAAAGUAUGAAGACUACAUACGAAGUUAUAGAGAACAGAGAAAUGAUCCAUCUUGGAGUUUUUGCAAGUAUUUUUUAUAUCAGGAAGAAUUAGCUUUUGCAUUAGAAAUGCUUGGACUUCAUGAUGAAGCAUUAGUUCAGUAUGAUGAACUAGAUGCUAUGUAUACACAAUUUAUACUGAACUCUUUAAUUGGAAAUGUGCCAGAAUGGUUAACUGAAUUUCAAGGCUCCCUAGAACGAUGGGCUGCUGUUUUAUUUAUUGAUAAAAUAAGUCGUAAGCAAAGAGAUGCUAUCAAGAAAAAAAAAUUAUCAUUCUUAGAAUUUAGGUGCUAUUUAUUUUCUCGACAAGCAUCUUUAUUAAUAGCUGCUCGAAAACCAUGGCUAGUAGCAGAAAGAGCAUUACCAUUCCUUUAUCAAGCAGUAAGUGAUCUGUCGACUUUAGAAAUUAAAUGUCCACCUGGUUCUAUUGCCUGCUGGGUUUUACAAUGUAUUGCUCAAAUUUUAACUAUUUGCCAAUCUGUUAAAAAUUCAUUAAAUUUGGAAGAAUGUUCACACCAUACUGCUCCUCUUUUGUAUUAUUCCUUAAAAAAGUUAUACGAACUUGGAAGUUUAUGUGGUUUACUACCGGGAAAAGUCCAAACUACUGAACAUCUCCAUAAUGUGCAAGUUUUAUGCAGUGGUAUGCAGAGUGGUCAUGACUUAUCUGCUGCGACUGAAUCUGUUGCAACACUCAAAAGGGCUCUAUCAUCUUCAGAUACAUUUAGUAAACAUUAUUUGGAAGUUGCUGAAUUAGCUAUUAGUGCUUACAAACAUAACAAAUUAAUGAGGUGUGCACAUAGUUUAGUUGGUUUGGAAUUGGCCAAAUUUUACACAUUAUCUGGUGAUACUACUAAACGAACAAUGUUUUUAGUCCGAGCAUUAAACAUUUUUGAACAAGAUAACUGGGAUUUAUUAGUUGUUCAAACUAAUUUAGAAUUAGUAAAAUGUUUUAAAAAAAUUGGAAAUGUUGAUCAGUUUGUGAAAACAUGCCUACAGCUAUGUUCUUCUCCUAAUUGUAACAUGCAAAUAAGGCAAGAUCAUUUUGAUCAAAUGUUAGAAAUGGUUAAUAUUUCUAAUAUAGAAAGUGAUAGGCUACCUAUUACAUAUAACCAUGUAUAUCAACAAGAUGGCCAUUUGGCAUCAACUGGUACAAUGUGUUUAAAUUCUAAGUCAUACCUAAGGCGACAAGAUAGUCAUAGAAGAAAACCUUCAGCUAUUUGUAGUAAGAAUGAUUUUUGUGACACCAUCUCUAAUGAAAAUGUUACUAUUGUGCCUGGUCUUAACUGUAUAGACUUAACAUUAAAUGAUUCUAAAAAUAAAGAGUCUGGAAUUUAUUUUCUAGAUAAAAUGGCUGUAACUUUAUCUCAAAAUCUAGAAUUGGUCACUAAUUUACCAAAAUCUUUAAUAUUUGAACUUAAAAGUACCAACCCUACAGUAUCACUUAAUCUUUCUGAUGGAAAGCCCUUAUUUGCUGGGAUAGAAGAAGUAUCUCUUCUCUGUAUAAAAUUUGGAACAAAAACUAUAAAAGCUAUUAACAAAAUUAAAUUAAAUUCUACACCAGGCCUAACUUUUUGUCUUCAAGAUAAUACAGAUUUCAGUUCUGAUAUUUACAUCAAUUCUUCUACAUUUAUAAAUUCAGGAAAUUCAAUAUCUAUACCGAUAACAUUUUUUGCACAACUUCCAUCAUUAAAAGAUCAUUGUGGGACUAUUCAGCACAAACUAUGGGUAAAAUGUGAAAAUGAUGACCAUGAUCUUGAUGAAAUAAUGUGUGUUUCUAUCGAUUUUAAUCUUCCAUUAACCAUUACUCAUCGAUUACAUACUUGUGAGUUUCGCAAAUAUGUUGGUGUUAAUGUAAAUUGUCAUUCAUAUUCACCUUUGGCACUUACUGUACCAAGUAUAAUUGGAGUCAGUCUUCCACCUACCAUCACUGUUAUUAAACUAAUUUCAAUGAACCCACUGUUUGAACCAUUGACUAAUUUAAAAAAUGGUGAGAGUAUUGGUUAUUUAUGGGAAAUUGAUUUCUCAACUACAGACAAUAACACAUCAAGCACUUUAAUUGAGCCAUUAAAAUUCAAUUUUCAACUCAAAUACUCAUCUACUCAUCAAAAAGGAAAUCCCCAUGACUUAAAAUAUGAGUUUUCUAUUGAUAACUAUAGGACAUUGAUAAUGAUUCAAAGUAGGGUUGAAAUGACUGGAAAAAGUGGAGAAUUUUGUCGUGUUAAUACUGUUUGUUCAUUUAUGGCAAAUUUUAAAAGAAUUGUAUUGCCAAAUACAACAACAAAUGAAAUUUCUUUCAAAUAUGAAGUUGUUGUAGAUAAAUCUAUGUGGGUAGUGUGUGGACGUGGAUCUGAUGUAAUUACAUUUCCUUCUAAUUCAUUGACUCAGGGUGUGUCUAUUGAAGUCAUGCCAUUAAUUAGUGGAUAUCUGCCUAUACCAACUUUUAAUCUUUAUCAAUAUUAUCCAUCAAAUUUACGUCAAAAUAUUGAAACCAAAAUGUCACCUUUCACAACAUGUCAAGUAUACAAUUCAAAUAAAGGAAUUCAAGUACAUGUUUUGCCACGUGUAUCUUUAGAAACUUAGUUUAAAAAAUAUUAUAUGUAUAAUUUACUCAAAUUUUAUUUGCUCAUAUUAUUUAAG
Daktulosphaira vitifoliae (grape phylloxera) is the source of this 3433-nucleotide messenger RNA. RefSeq names its product trafficking protein particle complex subunit 10-like. Lineage: Eukaryota; Metazoa; Arthropoda; Insecta; Hemiptera; Phylloxeridae. The transcript is spliced from 20 exons. The record is from RefSeq and is a predicted model, not a curated record. The coding region runs from base 161 to 3376 and encodes 1071 amino acids. Gene Ontology annotation, cellular component: TRAPPII protein complex. Gene Ontology annotation, biological process: intra-Golgi vesicle-mediated transport; early endosome to Golgi transport.